This is a messenger RNA of Acanthoscelides obtectus, 249 nucleotides long. The record is from the annotation of a GenBank genome assembly. Lineage: Eukaryota; Metazoa; Arthropoda; Insecta; Coleoptera; Chrysomelidae.
AACGAUUUCGCCGGUGACAUAUGAAUAUUCCAUUUCAGUUAUAGCAAAUAAAAUUAUAUGCUUUCUGACUGGAGAAACGAAGAAUUUAAGAUAUUCGGACAUUUUAGGGUUGUGUAUGUAUAUUCGCGAUUUCGGGACAUUGACGCCAGUGUUGUGAAGGACCAUGAUCAAGUGCAGUUUUGGAAGUUAGAAGAUAGUAAUCCUGGGGCAGCCCGAUCAGCUUCUUAGAGUAAGAGCGGCUGCUAAGCG